UGGGCAGCCUGGCGACGCGGGUUUCUUAUGGCGCCUCUGCGCGCUUUGACAGCCGACCGAAGCAGGUCAGGUUCCCCGGGCGGUGAAGUUUCCAGCGGCUGCAGCUGACCCGGCAAGGGGAGUAGCGACAAAAGCUUGUAAAAGUGUCUCAGCCCGCAGCUGGGAAUUUGCAGACAGUCCCUCGGUGCUUCCGGUAGGAUUGCCGGCUGAUGGGGCGGAAGAAAAGGGAAGCGCUCAGCUGUUCAGUUGAAGGUCUCAAGUCCAGUCCUGACUCCUGACAGCUGUUCUCUGCUCCUGCUGAUACCUCUGGGACACUGUUGGCACCUAAUAAACCCGGGUACUGGGUAUUCCCCUCCAAAAGAAACAAGAAGCCUGAUGUCUUUUUGUAGUGCCUCAAGCAGACGGCUCCAUAAUGACAGCUGCUGAUCCCAGCUUCUGGGACUGAAGUGGAAACGAGGAAUGACCCUUCUCAGGUAUUUUAUGGCGUGAGAUACCCAAGGAGACCACCCACACCAUCAAUGGACAGCAUGUUCAUAGACGAUCCUGUAUCGGAGGGCAGGAGCCCCAUCUCCCUGAGUGUCCUCACAUUUCUGGAUACUCUGAGCAACAGUACAGAAGAACAGUGCUUCAGUGCCCGUUCGCAUAGCACAGUCUUGCAAGGGCUGCCGUUUGGUGGGGUACCCACCAUCCUUGCUCUCAACUUCAUCCUCUGGCUGUUCCUCCUCUUGGUCUUCUCUUGCCUUCGGAAAGCGGCUUGGGACUACGGGCGCCUGGCUUUGCUGGUGGAUAAUGACAGCCGUUUCCCUCCAAGCACAUGGAAUUCCUACGACCUGACAUCACUCUUCUAUGGGGAGCAAAGUGAGAAAGAGAAAUCGCCAUCAGAGACCAGUCCCCUGGAUGCAGACAACAAAGACGUGGGUUUCUGCUCCUGGCUCCUGUCCAUCUACCAGAUGAAGGAUGAGGAAAUUCAAAGCAAAUGUGGAAUCGACGCCACCACCUACCUCUCCUUCCAGCGGCACAUACUGGUGCUGCUUAUGAUCAUCUGUGUCCUCUCUGUGGCUGUCAUCCUCCCGGUCAACUUCUCUGGGGACCUUCUGGGGAAGCAUCCAGCUAAUUUUGGCAGAACCACAAUUGCCAAUGUUCCAAGAGAUGACCGACUAUUGUGGCUACACAGUAUCUUUGCCCUCCUUUAUUUCAUUAUAGCCGUCCUCUGCAUGGCUCAUCACUCCAUCCAACUUGACUACAAAGAAAAUGAGAAGGUGGCCCGGACACUGAUGGUAACUAGGAUUCCGAAAGAAAUCACUGAUGCAUCCCUUGUCAUCAAACACUUCCAUGAGGCUUAUCCCAGCUGCACUGUGACUGGUGUCCAGUUCUGCUCAGAUGUUCGCAAACUGAUGAAGCUGGAUUCAGAGAGGCGCAAGGCAAUGAAAGGAAGACUGUACUUUACCAACAAGGCUCAAAAGGAAGGGAAAAUCAUGAUCAAGAUCCACCCUUGUUCCCGCAUCUUCUGCUGUCGGAUCUGUGGUUUUGAAGAGGUUGAUGCAGAGCAGUAUUAUGGGGAACUUGAGGAGAAGUUGACAGAUGAGUUUAAUGCCGAACGCAGCCGGAUCACACUCAAGCGCCUCGAUAUGGCUUUUGUCACAUUCCAGGAUGAGAGGAUGACAGCUACUAUUUUGAAGGAUUACAGCCGUACCCGCUGCCGCAAGCACCCACAACAGUCCUCCGUUACCACGGUGGUGAAGUCCCAUUGCUGGGGGGUGAAAUAUGCCCCUGCCCCCAAUGACAUCAUCUGGGAGAACUUGUCCGUCCGUGGUGCAUCGUGGUGGGUGCGAUUUGUACUGCUCAACAUCUGCCUCUUCAUUCUUCUCUUCUUCCUUACCACGCCUGCCAUCAUUGUCAACACCAUGGACAUGUUCAACGUCACACGGCCUGUGGAAAGCCUCAAGAACCCAAUUGUCACCCAGUUCUUCCCCACGCUGCUGCUCUGGGCCUUCUCCGUGUUCCUCCCUUUCAUUGUGUAUUACUCAGCUUUCUUCGAGGCACACUGGACAAGAUCCAAUGAAAAUCAGCUCACAAUGCACAAGUGUUACUUUUUCCUGGUCUUUAUGGUUAUCAUCUUGCCUUCGCUUGGACUGACCAGUCUGGAUCUCUUUUUCCGGUGGCUCUUUGACAUCCACUUCUUGGAGGAGAGACAGAUAAAGUUUCAAUGUGUGUUCCUUCCUGAUAAUGGUGCUUUCUUCGUCAAUUACGUCAUCACCUCCAGCCUGAUAGGAACAGCCAUGGAGUUACUGCGCAUUCCUGGACUUAUUGUCUAUGCCACCAGACUUUGUUUUGCAAAGUCUGAACCUGAGCGACUCCAUAUCAAGCGGAACCAAGCAUAUGAGUUUCAGUUUGGAUUGGAAUAUGCCUGGACCUGUUGCAUUUUUGCUGUUGUCAUGACCUAUAGCAUCACCUGCCCCAUUAUUGUCCCCUUUGGUUUGCUCUAUAUGCUGCUGAAGCACAUGGUUGAUCGCUACAAUAUUUACUAUGUGUAUAUUCCCACCAAGCUAAACCAGCGUAUCCACUCAGCAGCUGUAAGCCAAGUGGUAGUGGCUCCCAUCCUGUGCAUGUUCUGGCUGCUGUUCUUCUCCAUUCUCCGUCUAGGCCUCACCCGCCCCGUCACUCUCUUCACUUGUGUAGUCCUUUUCUUGUGUAUCCUUUUUUCCUUCUUUGGCCUUUGUUUGAAGAAGCUCCAGCCAAGGAAACCCUCCAGUUACCAGAUGUCUGAGCAAUCUGAAGGAGCAUUCAAUGAUACAGAAAGGAGCAGCAUCUCUUCCACUCCCAAUUCCAAUAUGUUUGUGGCCACAGUGCUGCAAGAGCCAGAACUAAGUUUGACACCAGCCGCCUCCCCAGCUCAUCAGUCCUACGGCACUAUGGGCACCCGCCUCGAGCAAGUGGAGACCUUGGACGAGGGUGGCAUGCAGAGCUUUGAGACAGAGUUGGAGAGCUCAGAGGCCGACUAUGGAACAGGGCUGGUGCUGGACAACCAGAGUUCGUAUCAUUGAUAACCUCUGGCCUAAGCAAUGACCAAGAGACAGAAACGUCUAAAUGUUAAGAGGGCCGGCGAGAAGCCUCACGUCCUAAGGCCUAGAUUUGUCCUGUGCUGCUGUGUACUAGUCCUCCUGUGAACCACUCCUGGGCAAAGAUUUGGUUCUUGCUAAGGAGGCUGGAACCCAUCGGGCUAACGGCUCAUAAGCCGUCUGUGCUGCAUGUCUCGUGGCCUCAGUCUGGGGAUGGCAGCUGACUGGUGGGCACAGGUAGUUUGACUUACGGAGGAGACGGAACUCACAAGGGAGAUUUGCGGGAGCUUUUUUGCUUCCAACAGCUCCAGCUGUUCCGGAGCCCCUUCUGUUUGUGGCCCCUCAUCCUACCACUCCAGGCUCUCCAGACUUCCGUUGCCUGACUCUUCUGAUAAACCUCCUCCAAUCUCUGUCGCCCUGUUAUCUUGUGCUCUCCCUCCUCCUCUUUCGCUUCUAUGUUCUCUCUGGUUAUGGGGAAACACUUCUGCAGUGUGUGUGCAGGCUUCUGCUCAUGACAGUUGAGGAAGGAGACUGUGGGAUUUCCCCAGUGUUACCCCACCACCACCACUCCGGUGGCCAUGAACUUUAAAGAAAGCUUUGAGGGAAUUGAGAGGGGAGGAGCUUCCUUCAACAAAUUAAAAACGACCAGAUCACUUUGAGCAGCGUGUCUGUUGCAGAAGGAGAAGGCCCAUAGGGUUUCCUCAAGCCACAGGGGUAAUAAGAGACUCUCUGAUGUGAAUGACAAAAACUGUUAAGAUUUUGGUCGUGCCCUACAAGUUGCUGCUACUGCUUUUGCCCAAAUCAGCUGCCUCCAAGAAAGACUUGCUGUGCCCAUUUGGCCUGACUUGUCUCUAUUUUUCUAGGCUGGUUGUGUUCCAGAAGAAUUGUUCUGUACAGUUUCGCCUGUUUUUUGUCCAUAGUCCAGAAGGGUGUAGCUGAAGUUCCUUGUUAAAGUAGACUUCCAAAUCGGGGUAAAGGAAAGGUUAGAUUAGCAGUGAUGGGCCAAACAAAAGCAACAGCAACAGCCCUGUGUGUUUUUAAAGCCUACAUCUACAGGGGGUGGUGACCAUAGUUUAAAAGCAAGAGGGGAUGGAUGGGUAAGGGGGAAAGAACCCUAUGCCUGCUGCUCACCACCCUUCAGCCCCUCCCCAUCCCCCCUUCCCCAACUUGGGCCUGCUUCCACUAUUGGACCCUGGCUAGGGGGAAAGCAGCUCAAGUGAUUGAUUGCAGAAAGGUAAGUUGUGGUCAAAGAAGCCCCAUAGUCUUUUUGGCACUUCUGCAUGGUCCACACCCACCUUCCUCUGUGAUUGGGGGAGAUCCAGAUUUAAACCCAGAUGUGUUGCUAUGGUGCCUGAUUUGACCCUUGCUGGACAGCCAAGGCUGGGGUGGAAUAACAGGCAGAGGUGAGGUCUGUGCCUUUAAAUGAUAAGGAAGCCUUUGUAUACCAGCAUGUUCCAGAUUGCCAGCUCCAGCUGCAUGGAUAUCACAUAUGCACCCCAUAAAGUCCAAGAGGGCAAUUAAAGUUGAAAGGUAUCACUACAGGAUACUUUUUUUGUUAGAUUUCUGCAUGGGGAUGAUUUAAGAGCUGCUUAGAAACACCUGCAUCACACAGGGCUUUUUCUGGCUCAAUUGCAUAACAUGCUGCUCUGUUACUGAGUUCUCAUGCCAAAUAUGUUUUGCAGAGUCCCUGGAGUUCAGUGCAUGGGGGAACCCCUCUCAUGCUGGCAUUCUAGAAUGUAUCGGGGGAGGAAUCGGAAAGACCUUGGAAUGUGGCUCGUGUCAUAAAGGAAGUAAAGGGACUGGAGAGUUAUAGGCAGCUUGCAAUCAAAUCUUACCAAUGUAGGGUUGCCACUGUAACAGUUGUGUGAUGGUCACUAAGGGACAAUUCAUAUGUUACAAAUACCUAAUUUCUCCAUCAUGUCAAUCAAAUGUGGAUUUGGAGUUCCAUGCUGAGAACUUGAUUCUCAGCCACACACAAGUCAAUUCAGGUAAGGGCUGCAGCAGGUGAGGGCUUAAGCCUUCCCACACACAAUUUUUCCAUCAUAAAAUGGCCCAUUGAGGAAACCCACAGGUAGCCCACUGGCAAGGGUGAAUGUAACUCAUUUUCUCCCUCCUCCCUUGCCCUCCCCAUCUCGAAACCAAAGAUAGAAAGUAACAUUAGCAACUUUGCUAUUGGUUCUCCAUAUCCGCCUAUAGUUCACUUUCACCCCCGCCUGUCAGUACACAUGUAGGCCCCCCCUCCAAUCCUGCAAGGAGACAAAUAGUAGUUUCCCAGGGCCAUUUUUGGUCAGGAAAAGGAUAUGGGAGGAAGGUGUAAGCCCUCUCUUUCUACACACCACCUUCCCAGUUGGGCUCACAUAUGCCUGGGAAUUACACAGAACUCCCAGUGCACCUCUGGAUCAAUAAGUCACGUGAAGGAUCCAAGGACCUUUUAAAGUGUGAGUUGACCCAGGCAGGUGGAACUUUCCUAGCAGAGAGAUGCAGUAGAAGCAAGCCUUCUCCAAGCUACUGCACCUCCAUGUUACAAAAUCUUCUCGUGCCGAUUGUUGCCUGCCACACAACUCUAAAGGCACAGGAACCCAAACAGGAGGCAAGACUUAUUUUGUGCAGGACGGAUCAAGUCAGCUUGCUGUUCACAGAGCAGCAGAAGAAUAUCUAGGGGUUAUAACUAAAUCCAGAGGUAAGGAAUGAGGUAAAAUCUAAGCUUGCAAUUCAACAUACAUUUUUGUGUAAAGUGCUGUCAAGUUGCAGCCAACUUAUGGCAACCCCGUAAGUUUUCAAAGCAAAAGAUGAACAGAGGUGGUUUGCCAUUGCCUACCUCUGCAGAGUCUCCCGUCCAUUUAUUAACCAAGGCCAACCCUUCCUACUUUCCGAGAACUGAUGAGAUCAGGCUAUACUGGAAUAUCCAGGCCAGGACCCAAAAUACAUACCUUGAAAUAAAUCCUAUUAAAGGCAAUGGAAAUUUUUUCCAAGUAAAACACUGCUGUAAAUCAGGAUGUUAACUUGAAUUAUUAAGAUGUUAGAUCCUUCCAACUAACCCAGCCUGGACACUGACAUAACACAACUACUUUAAAGUGUAGCUGCCUUUAACAUGCGGAACAGAAAAUGGAGUUGAACUGGUAAGUGAAUCCUUCUAAUGACUUGUCAGCCGCUGUGGAAAUUUUACCAUGCCCUCUAAACUGGAUAAACAGAAGCAGAUGAAUGGUAAAAUUCUCACUUCGUGGCAAGAUGUUACAGAUAACUUGGUGGCUGUAUCACCAAUUAAUAAUUAAGUUAUCCGUUGAAAUUUUGACCUAACUCAGCUGAAUGGUUUCAUACCAUGAGGAGCUCAAAAGCCAAGUUGUAUAAACAGGCUUGCCUCCUUAAAAUCAAAGAACAGUGUCCUUCCGUAGUGGUGGUGGUAAUGUUAUUUCCCUUGAGUUAUUCUUUUAUAGCUUAAAAUAAAUUCACACAUUUUUCUCAGGUGUGUGUUCUUACUAAAUUGACACAGCCUCAUCAAGGACUGAUUGAAAGUAGCAUUUAUAGGUUCAAUUGCCAUUCUUGGUCCUGUGAAAUGACCCAAUGCUAGCUGCCAGUAUACCAAAGCUUGGUUUGUUUCUUAAAAGCGUAAGAUGGCAUGGGGUACUACAUUGCUGCUUUUGCUAAUGUUAAGGACCACAGGAAAAUGAAAGGCACUAGAUUGGCCACUCUGCUUUGGUUGCAGAGGAUGGAGGGCUGUUGUUCAUCCUAUCCCAAAAGCCUGUUGACUGAAUUGCACACAAAGGAAUGAAUGUUUAGUCGCCAGGCAGCUGAUGAACUGUUUUUAAAUUUCCCUGCUGUAGGUUUCCCUGCUCUAGCCUAGUACGAACUGAUAGUUCUCCAGAAUUCAGAGCACUCUUCCCAGUUUUAUGUAGUACAAUAAACUUUCUGGAAAGUAUUUUCAGGUAGGAAUUAGCAUACAAGUAUAGAAAUCUGAUCAAAGGAGACACUUGUAUUUUGCUGUGUGAAUGCCAUGUAUGUGCACAAAGUCGUGAAUAUGUAAGCUUAUCUAGACAUUUUGUAAUCAUGAGGUCUUUCUAACUGGGAACUGAACCUCAGCCUUAACUAUGCAAAGCCGUAUUCUCUUUCACCACUCAGGUCCCCUCAGCUGUGAAUGUGGAAGAUUCUGCAGAACUGCGUGUCACUUUUCACGGAAGAAACAGUAGGUGUCCUAUCAGUGGCACACUUCAUUUGACAAAGCUGCAUUGUGCUGUGCCCAUAGCAAGAAACAUGCCAUUUAUAAACCUCAUUCUAAGAACUAAGCAAAUGAGGGGUCUAAUAGAGGAAGAAAAGCAGGGACUUAACUGAAAAAGCUGCCUUCCACCAAGCCGUUGCUCCAUCUAGGUCAGUAUUGUCCAUUUAGAGUGGCAGCCAUUGUCCAGGAGUGCAGGUCAAAGUCUUUUACAUUUCCUACUGUUUGGUCCUUUUACCUAGAUGCCAGUGGUUGAAUUUGGGCCCUUCUGCGUGCAAAGCAGAUGCUCUACCACUAAGCCAUGGCUGGUGUUUUAAAUCAAUAGUCAGAUAAGUGAAAACUAAUUCCACAUACUUACUGAACUCUGUGGAGUUUCAAGGGAGGCAACUUAUCUUUUAUCUCUGGUGGGGAAUUGUUAAGCGUCCAAAGUGGGAGACACAUGAAUAGUAGUUUUAACUCUUGGUGUUUUGGUUUCACAAUGAGAUGGUCAAUGACUUCUGCAGACUCUGUAUCCUCUGAAGAUGGCAUCCUACUCAUUUUAGUGAUUUUCUUCCACAAAUAUCACUUGUCGUUGUGAUACGAAGGUGCCAGGAUUAUCCUUGGUGAGUGUGUGUGUGUGUGUGUUUGCAUGUAUGUAAAGACUGUUGUAGGUUAGAACACAUGGUUACAAAAAUGGCAGAGUGAAAUCAAGGUAGACUUUCCCCCCAGAACUGGCCAAAUUAACUCUAGAUUCUACCAGGCUUUAUGAUGCUCAGCGUCCUCAUUUUAUGGAUGUAUAUUCACCUGCCUUUCAUACAGCUUUUGAGGACUUUUACUACCCUUGAGCAACACUUGGUAUCAGAUUACUGAAUCAAAUAAUGUUUUAGCAUAUAUGCUGCCAUGUAUCAGCCAAUCAUGCUCUCCCUAAAGCGCAUCCUUUGAAAGUCUGAGAAUAGUGAUGGAGCAUUUCAUGACUGUUUUGUACUAUGUCAGGGAAGAGAUCUGAUGUUCUUGUAUGACUCGGGUGGUUCCUCCAAAUACUGUAUCAAUACUUGGAAGCUGCAAUCCUAUGCACGUUUACAUGGCAGGAAGUCACACUGAAUGCAAGUGGGGCUGGCUUAGUUCUGAGGAAGUCACAGGAUUUUGUUGUGUGGGUGGAUGGACACACACACACACAGGCCAUGAACCAAGUUGCAUUAUCCAGGUAUGCCUCUCCUUUUUCCUGUGCUGGACUUCUUUAAAAAUUUCCUACAGGUCAGAGCUAGCCAUCGUCCUUACCACAGACAGGUGGAAGUGCUAGGCAAGCUGCCAGGUCUGCCAGAAUGAUAAACUUUAGGGCCGUAGCUAAUUUCAGGGGGUGGGAUGGGAUCUGGACUACCGCUCGUCAGAAGAGGCAGAGGUAGGCAAGAUGUAGCUAUUUUUAGAACAUUUUAAUCCCACCCUUUCUCCAGGAAGCUGGGAGCAGCGUACAUGCUCUCCUGGCUUCCAUUCUAUCCUGCCAACAAGCCCAUGAGGUAGGCGAGGCAGAGAGUGAAUGACUGGCCUAAGAUCACCCAGUAAUUUUCAGGCAAGUGAACUGAACCCAGAGCUCUUCCAGUUCAGCUCUCUAACCAGUAUUCCACACAGAAGUGUUCUCACCCACAUGGGGCAACCUACCUAAUGAUGCAGCACAGAAUCCAGUAAAAGUUUUGCCCAUCUGCACACAUGAGAUUUUCCAUCUUGUCUAUUCUGGCAAUGGCUGCCUGGUUCCAAGGGUGAUCCUGUCCAGUAAUGUAGGGUGAGCAACUGCUCCUAACGUUCCUCCUGUGGCCUGUGAAAUCAUUUUAGCACGUGAAUAGGCUAACCUCAAGCAAACCUCAAGCCCUUCUUUCCCACCUGUCUCUCUUUCAUGGAGACAAAGUGCCUGUGAGUAGGUAUGGUGGCUUGACUGGGAGGGGGCACGGGGUUCUGGUUUCUUUUCUUUCCCUUGGUUGUUGCCCUCUAGGAAUGUGCCAGAGUUCUGUAUCUUCUUGUUAUAUUUAUUGCUAUGAUCGUGCCUUGAAUAAAGUUACUUCACCCAGCUGGUGCCUGGGGGGGUUGCGCUGCA
Eublepharis macularius is the source of this 9334-nucleotide messenger RNA. RefSeq names its product transmembrane protein 63C (gene TMEM63C). Gene Ontology annotation, molecular function: calcium-activated cation channel activity. The transcript is spliced from 26 exons. Gene Ontology annotation, cellular component: plasma membrane. Lineage: Eukaryota; Metazoa; Chordata; Lepidosauria; Squamata; Eublepharidae. The coding region runs from base 519 to 3044 and encodes 841 amino acids. The record is from RefSeq and is a predicted model, not a curated record.